AGCUGCAGCCGCUGCACCUGUCGUCUCGUCGUAUCGCGACAAACUACGCUCGUCGUCCGCUCGGCUGAUCUUCUCUUUGGCUCCCGAUCGUGGAUCCGAUCGACAUCGAUACCCCAUGGAUACCGUGUUCGCGGCUCCGAUUUCCCUCGACCCGAAACAGACUCCGUCACUUCUGGAUAAUCGCCGAUGAGUUCAGUGGAAUACGCGUUCGAUCGGUAAAAUAGCCACGGGAUUUUUCUUCACGUGCUCCGUUUUCGCCCGGAACGGCUUGUGCUCCAGUGUUUCUCGGUUACCUUCUCGCUCUGGCACGAGGUGAUAGAAGAAAGAGAGGACCCCGUAUAAAAGUGAAAACUUGUUUCUCCGGUGUUCGUGGUUCGGGCCCCGUUUGGAUAUUUCGGACUACCAGGAAUUCGUCCUCGGAUCUGGACUCGAACGCUGCCGAGACAAAACCGGCUGCGAAGGGGUUAACGAACUGGGGACCGCAAAGUGAGAAGAACCCGUGAUGCGACCGCCACCGAGUCGUCGGAAUCGUUAGCAGAGGGCCGCGAAAAAUGGCCUCGAUCUUGGGAGACGGAACAGGCCCCGGAGGCUCGGGACCGUCCCGAUGCCUCUUGCUUCUACAAAGGUCCCUGGCGAUUCAGUUGACCAGAGGUCCGCCUCCUCAGGUUCUGAACGCCAGCCAACGGGAGAGUCCCAAAGAGCAUCCAGCCGACGAGAUGUGGAUGUACGAUAAAGGCUACAAUUUGUUUCAGGGCUUUUUGGAGGCAAACUCCAAAUGCUGGUGGAACGCAGCCUUGGUGGACGCAACCCGGCAAUUAAGGUACAAGGGUCACGUAGCACCUGGCGUGUUGAUGGUCGGUGGACCACCCUGUGCCCUCGAGGUCUUGAGGGCAGCCUGGGCUCGAAAUGUCCUGCGACCACCAGCCGAUCAUGCGAUCACCUGUCUUGGCGAUAUCGAGGAUUGUCUAGUAGCCCCGGUAGCCCAAGGUCAAUUCACGCCCCUACCGGAAGCUCUCUGCUGGGCCAUUCUCGAGUUAACUUCACAAAGGCAGGCCGCCACAUUGGACACUCUAAGAUCCGCUUUAAGAAACGCUUUUCCUGCGAUGCAGAGACCCAGUCGCGAGCUAGUAUACGAUGCCCUCGCGAAACUCAUGCAAGAACGCAAGAUCUAUCACACGUCACAGGGAUAUUUUGUCGUGACACCCGAGACCAGGAGGCUUAGACGCGAUUCCAGUAAUUCCAGGAGAUGCUCCAGGGAGGUUAGCGGAUCCAGAAGUCAGGGGAGCAUGCUCAUGUCCAACGACGAGGCUAUGGCGCUCGUGCAUGGGGAAAUGCUCACCCUUAGGGAUGGCGACGUGACGCAUCAAGCUGUGCAAACGAAUCUGGCGGAUGUGAUAUGUGGAGGUAAUCCAAACGACAAGGUUCUGUUCGCAAGAUGUCGAUCGAUGCCGGGCCGCCUCGAGAGGCGACACUCUCUACGACUUUGGGGAUCCGCAAGACGUUUACACCGAAGCGGAAGUUCGCGGUCUUUGCCACGAAGGCCGGAAAGAAGCGACACCUCCUCGAGCGCGGAAUACGCGAGCACCGACAGCGCACCCCAUAGCCCAACCAGUUUCUCCGGGAUUUUUUCAGAGAAGAUAGGUCUACUCUCCAGGCUGUUCCGACGCAGCACAAGGAGGAAGGGCGCACCGUUGAUGGGCACCUUCAGCGCACAGUAUCCUCCUACCGAGUGGUUCAAUCCUCGCGUCGUUCAUUUGCACAGCGUGGCCACGCAAACGAGAGCUGCCAGCCCGUCGAUGAUGGAGGGUCUAGAUCAGUCACAGGCCAGUUUUCAAGUAUGGGACGACUCGAGUUCCGUGCGAUCAGCCACGUUGCCCAGGCGACAUCGACGUCAAGCCAGUGGCGACUCCUCCAGUUUAUUGGCCAACUCGACGCCGAGGAGUUCCAGACGACACCGAUCACCGUGCUCGACGCUGCCCAGGUCGAAAUGCUCCAGCCUGAGUAGAUGCACCUCCAGGGCCAGUGUGCUGCCUCCGAGCGCAAACCAGGAAUCCUAUCAGAGCCGCAAUCAAACGCAGAACGGUAAAAACUCGACAAACUCCUCGCCCAGUCGAAGCGGCGGCAGUUCAGGUUCCGUUCGAACGGCGAACGCCAGUCCCGCCAAAACUGCAACCCUAGGGAGAUCCAGUACACGACAGUCGAACUCCAGGAGACCCAGUCACGAUUCGACGGGCAGCGGCAUGAAGACGAACGGAUCACCUCAGCAUAAGGUUCUGCAAAAAACAUCGUCCGGGCAUUCGUCCCACUCCAGCGGAAAGUCGAUCUCCAGCGGUAAACUAUCCUCGUCGCCGUUGAAGACGUCCACGCUUCCUGCCAAAUCGUCCCCGUUGAAGGUCGUCCAGCAAGGAUCCCUAACGCCGUUGCAGGAAGCGCAGAACUCGAUAACCCUCCAGGUGUCGACGAAUCUGACCCCGGUGAGUCCGUCCCAGGAUCAACGCGCGAUUCAGAACAGCGUGACACUGGCCUCGAACGCAACCAGCACGACCACUAUAUCCGGUUCACCGGGCACGAAGAUCUACGUGCAGCAGAAUAACUCUCCCAUGAGAUCGGUGAUCACGUUCGAGAACGGCACGGUGAAGACGAAGCUGGCGGACAAGGAGACGCUCGACUGCAAGGAGAAGCAGGAACGAGAACUGAUCGGCGAGAAAAUCUACAAGAGCAAGAUGGACGACGAGAAGCUGUUCAAGUCGAAGCUCGACGACGAGAAGCUGAACAAAUCGAGCAAACUCGAGCGGCCGUCCUCGUUGUACGCCUCCAAAGAAUCGAAGCCCAGCCACCUGUUGUCCGAAUCGGACAAGGAGAACAAACCGAAGGUCGAGGAGGAGAUUUCGAAUAAACUGAAGCUGACUAAUCGUCUGAACAACAGCCAGGCACACCUGAUCGACGGAUCCACCAACAACAUCGACAAGAACUCUCUGGUGAACGAGCACCCUACCUCCGCUCUGUCCACCAUGAAGAACACCAACGACGCCAUGAAUAAUUCACGGAAAUUGAGCCUGUCCUUGUCCAAAGACGCUCUCAGCUACAGGAAUCUCCUGCGUCCGGACUCGAAGAACAACAUCGCGUCGAAUCCACCGUCGCCCACCAAAUCCUUCGACGGGUUCGGUGGCUCCUUCAACAACGUCUACAUCGAGAACCUAGAGAGCGCGAAACAGAGGGCACCGCAAGGCUCCGAACCGAAUCUCGAGAAGACGGUCAGUCGAGGCGAUCUGUACUCGUAUCCGAGUCUCAGCGACAUGCAGGUGCAGUUCACCAGCUUGGCCGCUCAGAAGAUCCUCAAGGGAUGCCCUAUCAACAGCGUGGACACCUUGGUUGAAGUCAACAUGGCUGCCGCGGAGAAACCGAACAACUGCGACGUUACUGUUCAUACCGACUUUGGGCUCGUUUAAAGUUUUUCUUCAAUUUUUUUUCGUUUGCUGAAGGAUGGUGAAGAUCGAACUUUUAACACCAGUUUCCCGGUGGAAUUUAUGUAUGAUUAUGGAGUGGGAGAUAUGGAAGCUUGAUGAAAUAUAGCGUGGUUGUAAAGAUUGAUAUGUGACGAGAUCUUUGGUGAGGGUGAAGUUUGAAUUGGUUAGGGAUAAUCUGGGUAAUAGUCUGGCUAUUUGUUUACUGUUUUAAAAGGGGGUUAAAGGCAAUCUGAAAUACGUAUGAACUUGAGUGCUACUACUUCAAGCGAUAUCUUCAUUUCAUGAUUUAAUUUGCGAGCUCACUGUAUCUCGCAGACUUCUUAUCUUACAAAAGUAGAAUGGUUAUAAAUGAUGAGCUAUAAUUUAACAUAGCUUGUGAAAUCUACGGCGUCUGUAACUACAAAUUGUCCCAAUGGUCUACGAUCAAAAUGUGUUAGAACACUCGUUUCCAACAGAUCAAAUUUACGACCACGCUAUAUCUCAACGAGAACCACACGUGUAAAACGAAAGAACGCGCUGUACUGCUUAAGCAUAUAGAGAGCAUUGUAACAGUUACCAAUAAAUAAAAAAUUUGUUAUGUUCUCACGUACAUGGUACGGUCA
Megachile rotundata (alfalfa leafcutting bee) is the source of this 4069-nucleotide messenger RNA. RefSeq names its product Stork-head domain-containing protein knockout (gene knockout). Gene Ontology annotation, biological process: regulation of transcription by RNA polymerase II. The record is from RefSeq and is a predicted model, not a curated record. Gene Ontology annotation, cellular component: nucleus; cytoplasm. Gene Ontology annotation, molecular function: RNA polymerase II transcription regulatory region sequence-specific DNA binding. NCBI's taxonomy places the organism in Eukaryota, Metazoa, Arthropoda, Insecta, Hymenoptera, Megachilidae.